Molecule: messenger RNA, 2319 nt
Organism: Durusdinium trenchii
Lineage: Eukaryota; Dinophyceae; Suessiales; Symbiodiniaceae
Source: the annotation of a GenBank genome assembly
AUGGUGAAGGUUUCUGGCCGCUUCUGUGUUGAGGUCCAGCUUGCCCCGCUACUACAGACUCACUUGGCAGAGUUGGUUGAUGGCAGCUCGCUGAAAUGGCUACUUGAGAUCUUGCAGAGAGACGGCCUAUUGCAGACAGCGCGCGGAAUGGACAGGCGUGACAUCCUGCGCUGGUGCGCACGUUUGCGCAAGGCGCAAUUGGUCUUAAGCAAAGCUCUCAGCUCUCAGUUCGAGAAGCUGGUUCAAGAAGCAUGUGAUUUCGUCAGUCCAACCUUUACGGAGGAGAGCCGUGCAGUCCUCUUACGCGAAGCGCUGCAGGUGUGUUGCUGGGCCGAGUGGCAGACCUUCGGCAUCGCCGUUCGUGACACAGGAACUGGAAAGACUUCAGUAGUCCAGCACGUUGGACGCUUGCUUGGCAGAGAGGUGUUGGUUUACAACUUCAAUGAGCAAAGCGAGAGCACUGAGCUGGUUGGUGGAUUUCGGCCUGUCGACAAUGUGAUGCAGCUUAUGUCGGAGCUAGUUGAGAGCUUCUGCUUGACCUUUGAGAAGUCUUUCUCUCGCCGAAAGAAUGCCAAGCUUUUGGAGAAGCUGCGCAGCGACUUUCUCGAUCGCCGUUGGGUGCGGGGCCCACAGGCCGAGGCCGAAAUCAGAGGGCGGCGGCCGUGCCGGCCAAGCCAAGACUGGAGCUUUCGAGAUUUGACUCAGGCAGCAGUCCUCAAUGAUGUGGGCAGCAUUGUCAGCAAGGUCACACAAGCGUCGAAGGGUGUCAAGGGAACCCAGCUGGCUUUUGAGUCGGUUCUGGACGAAAUCAACUUGGCUCCCUCCGACCUUUUGCAGCGAAUUCAGGGGCUCAUCGAGCGAGCGCAGAUGCCUCAGAUGCGAGCUCAUUUGGCCUUGCCGGAGUCUGGCAACGAGCGAGUGCUGUGGGGGCCGCAAUCGGCGCAAGUCUGCUCGUCGAUGCAAUGGACGCGGGAGGUUCGUCUGCUGCAAGCUGCUCCGGUGGUUUCGGGAGCGCAAAGUGCUCCACCUGGCGCCCGAGCUGGGCAAGCCGCAGGAAAGAAGGUGCAGACAGAGCAGGCAGCUGCUUUUGGGUCGACUUUGCAAAUUUCUUACCAGGAGUUGCCUCCUGGAAUUCGAGGGCGUUUUACUGAAAUCUUUGUUGACGAGGCAGGUUAUGGUGAUGAAGAGCUACUGGAGACGGUCGGAACUUCAGUGGUAUGCUUGGAGAGGAGUGCAGAGAGGCAAUGCCUCGCAAAGAAUGCAGACGGCGACCUCAAGUACGAGGCAGUGGCGCCUGAAGUGCAGCGCGCGCAAGAAGUCUUUGCAAACAUCCCCGAUGUUUUCGAGCUGCGAGGGCCCAUGAGGUUCAAGUCUGGCGAUCCUUUGAUCGACCUACUGCAGUGCAUGCGACAGGGGAAGAAGUUGCCAACGCCUCUUUCGCGGAAAUUCCAAGGCCGUUUUGCAAAAGACGCCGAGCCUGGUGUCCCAGACCCUCGCUUUUUCGAAGACAAGGUUCGCUACGGAUAUUGCGUGUCCAUCUAUUGGGGUUCUUUGGCACGCAUGUUGUCUCAUUGCGCUGUUCUCGAUGCUAAAGAGUUACAGGUUCCGUUGGUCGCGCUGCAAGCUGCCGAUGAACGUUGUGACCUCAAGCAAGACGGCAGAUGCCACUUCGCACCAAAGAUCUGUGACGCAGAUGUGUAUAGCGUCUUCUUGCAGAUACGAUCCCAUUUGGAAAGCACUGCAGGGCAGAUGCCACUUCGCACCUGUGACGCAGAUGAGCAUAGCAUCUUCUUGCAGAUACGAUCCCAUUUGGAAAGCGCUGCCGGGCAGAUGCCACUUCGCACCUGUGACGCAGAUGAGCAUAGCAUCUUCUUGCAGAUACGAUCCCGUUUGGAAAGCACUGCCGGGCAGAUGUGCAGUAUCUUCUUGCAGACACGAUCCAAUUUGGAAAGCGCUGCGAAGCAGAUACCAAGGAAAGAGCAGAAAGGCUUUGGCAAGUUUGAGAAGCUCAAGGCCUAUGCAGAAGCCAUUCAGGAGAAAUGGGACCUUCCGAAGAUCAAGCAGUAUGUGCUUUACGGAAUCCUGCUGUCCGACCUGGCCAUUUUUCUUCUAAUCUAUUGUCUUGUGCUCUUGAUCGCCUUGCCUCUGCAUGGCUAUGCCCGAGCGGCGCGUCUCGCUUGGUUCCAGGCAGUGUCCAACUUCACAUCCCUGAGCAUCUUCGAGGGCCUGUUGCUGGUUGGAAUUCAUUUGCUGCUCCACCAGGUACUGCUCUACUCGGAGCUGCUGCAUAGCUUUGUCCGUGGCUUGCUGAGGUACUGA